UUGUAUCAGAAAGUGCCUUUGACAGCCACAGCCAAUUUGAAAAUUUGUAAGAAAUGCCAAUCCUGUCAUCGCGUGUCUUGACGUACCAAUCAGAAGGCGUUGCGUUACGUCAAAAUAAGAAAGCAAGACAGAAUCUAAUUGGUAUUGAUUGACAUCCCCUAGAGUUACUUAUCUAGUGGUGUGGGCCAUAAACAUCAGUCUGCUCAUUUCCUCGUAGCAUUUAGUUCAUUUAGGUGACUUUCAAAAGUCAAAUCUAACCGCAAGGUUAAAGAAACUUAAAUACAAACGGUAAGGGGAAGCUAGUGGCAGCCAUGUUGCAUCAAGCGAACCCCACUGCUCCAUAUACCGUGAGAAAUCUUCUGGGUUCAAGCGAAUAUUAUACGGCGAGUUACAAAGAAGCAGGUCAAAACGAGUGCAUUUCACAAAUGACUUCGCUUCAUAGCUUGCCCAAUAAGAGCGGAUCCACAAACACAGGACCAUUUUCACACGAUAGUCCGACUCCAAACUAUCUCUACGGAGAAACCACAAGGCCGAUGUACAUGAAGAGCGACGUGAAUCAACCGAACUCUAUCACUACGACGAGUCAGAUUCAUGAAGGCCCUCCACAAGUGUCAAUGGAUUCAGAGUUAAACACAAAACCAUCAAGCCAGGAGAUAAGCCAGGACCUUCAAGUUUCCCAACCACCGUCUAACAAUGUAGACAUCCAACAACUUUCAGGCACGAAUUCCAUGUCGAGUGAAGUAGGCAGCAAACCGAAACGAAUCCGAAGAAAACCACGAGUACUUUUCUCCCAAGCACAAGUAUACGAGUUAGAGAGGCGCUUCAAACAACAAAAAUACCUUUCAGCUCCAGAGAGAGAGCAUCUCGCUAGUAUGCUUAAGUUAACACCGAAUCAAGUCAAGAUAUGGUUUCAGAAUAAGCGCUAUAAAUGCAAGAAACAGGCCCUAGAAAACAAAGCCCGCGCUGCAGGCAUGGAGUCAUGGUAUGGUUUACCUCCUGAGCCCAGAAGAGUAGCUGUUCCAGUAUUAGUAAGGGACGGAGAACCGUGUGUCAGAGACCAAGUUCCCGCGUACGGAUAUAAUAUGAACAUGAACAUGAACAUGAACUUCCCGCCUCACUACAUGAAUAUGUAUCCACCACAAAAUAAUCCUCUCACGAAUAGAACAUGGUGACGCUAAGACAAUGGACUUCAGCUGGCUGAGCACGGCAUAGCUAAAGCCUUAAACCAAAGCUCAAAAUAAUAUCCAACACACUAUGUAUUUAAUUUUUUGCUAUUCCAAGUGUAAAAUAGUCAAAACAAGUUACGAAACAAUACCGAGAACUGACUUACGAGACAUAUAGUUUGAUAUACCAUAAGAUAAAAUAUGCCUGUAUUGUAUAUAAAUUGAUGUGAACUCAACGAAAAAAUUAAGAACUAUUAAUAUCAAUUUAAUGUGGAUUUUUUCUUGACGUACAAUUGCUGUAUUUAUGCGCUCUGAACCAUCGUGUAUAGAGAUUAAUCAGACAUGAAAGAUGUAGUAGCCUAGGUUAACAUUAUAUGUUUACUCUCUCAACAAGUCAGAUUAAGCACCGUGUGCUUCAAAGAUUAUGUCUAUUCUCAAAAGUUGCUUUCGAUAAGGAUUUGAUGUUUCACCGAAACAAUCACCCAUUCUUCUCUUCGCAAAUAUGACUUUUGUCGAAAAAUAUAAUAAAAAUAUUUAAGAAAAAGAA
Actinia tenebrosa (Australian red waratah sea anemone) is the source of this 1710-nucleotide messenger RNA. RefSeq lists its product as uncharacterized. Gene Ontology annotation, biological process: cell differentiation; regulation of transcription by RNA polymerase II. Lineage: Eukaryota; Metazoa; Cnidaria; Anthozoa; Actiniaria; Actiniidae. The record is from RefSeq and is a predicted model, not a curated record. Gene Ontology annotation, cellular component: nucleus. Gene Ontology annotation, molecular function: RNA polymerase II cis-regulatory region sequence-specific DNA binding; DNA-binding transcription factor activity, RNA polymerase II-specific.